Messenger RNA from Chenopodium quinoa (quinoa), 1300 nucleotides. RefSeq names its product histone-lysine N-methyltransferase ATXR6. The record is from RefSeq and is a predicted model, not a curated record. The transcript is spliced from 6 exons. Bases 1 to 1062 code for a protein of 353 amino acids. Lineage: Eukaryota; Viridiplantae; Streptophyta; Magnoliopsida; Caryophyllales; Amaranthaceae. Gene Ontology annotation, molecular function: protein binding.
AUGGCUUCCGCAGCUCUUCGGCGAAGAACCCGAGCUCCGAAACCCGUCUAUAAACCCCCUUCACCAUCACCAGAAUCCGAAUCCGAAUCCGAGUCAGAUUUAGACUUUGAGGAUGUGAGCUGUGAAGAGUGUGGAUCUGGGAAGAAUGCUCCAGAUUUAUUGCUCUGCGACGGUUGCGAUAAAGGGUACCAUUUGUUUUGUCUUAAACCCAUUCUUGUUGCUGUUCCUAAAGGUUCCUGGUUUUGCCCACUUUGCUCUGGUGGCAAGAAGCUCAAAAGAUUUCCUUUAGUGCAGACUAAAAUUGUAGAUUUCUUCAGAAUCCAAAAGCCACCUGCAGAAUUUGAAAAGCCUAUUGCAGAUUCUCGCAAAAGAAGGAAGCGAUCAAGUAGCUUUGUAGUAUCAAAAAAGAGCAGGAAACUGUUGCCCUUCAACCCAACUGAAGACCCUAAUCGGAGACUGGAGCAAAUGGCAUCUUUAGCUACCGCGUUGAUGGCAACUGGGACAGAGUUUAGCAAUGAGCUCACUUAUGUCCCUGGCAUGGCUCCUAGAUCAGCAAAUUGUGCUGCUUUUGAGGAUGGGGGAAUGCAGGUCAUGUCAAAAGAAGACACCGAAACCUUGCAUCUGUGCAAGAAAAUGAUGGAAAGAGGGGAUUGGCCUCCCCUUCUAGUUGUCUUUGAUUCUAAAGAAGGGUUCACAGUACAGGCAGACAAAUCCAUCAGAGACUUGACAAUCAUCACGGAAUAUGUUGGAGAUGUUGAUUACCUCUGGAACCGUGAAAAUGAUGAUGGAGAUAGCAUGAUGACAUUGCUUUCUGCUACUAAUCCUUCACAGAGCCUCGUUGUCUGCCCUGACAAGCGCAGUAACAUUGCACGCUUUAUCAAUGGCAUCAACAACUACACUCCGGAGGGGAAGAAGAAGCAGAACUUGAAGUGUGUAAGAUAUGAUGUCGGUGGUGAAUGCAGAGUUUUGCUAAUUGCAAAUAGGGAUAUACGUAAAGGGGAGAGGCUCUAUUAUGACUAUAAUGGACUUGAGAAUGAAUACCCAACUGAGCAUUUUGUAUAACAUCUCCCUUGUUUGUUACCAUCAUACCUAACAUAAAGAUUGAUUGAAUUACUUCUGACCUUGAGCGGUUGAGCCCCAUUUUUGGCUUCCCUGAUGUUCCGAGUACAGUCUGUAAGCUGUAUAUGUAGUCUUUAGGUGUCUUCUGCAUGUCAGUUCAUAAUGUAGAAUUGUAUUUCUUCUUGAGCAAAUUUGAAAAAUCAAAGUUAAUUGCUGAUGCAUACUACAGUAUUUUUUAUCU